Neoarius graeffei (lesser salmon catfish) is the source of this 2577-nucleotide messenger RNA. RefSeq names its product histone-lysine N-methyltransferase PRDM9-like. Gene Ontology annotation, cellular component: nucleus. The transcript is spliced from 9 exons. Gene Ontology annotation, molecular function: protein binding; histone methyltransferase activity. The coding region runs from base 608 to 2158 and encodes 516 amino acids. NCBI's taxonomy places the organism in Eukaryota, Metazoa, Chordata, Actinopteri, Siluriformes, Ariidae. The record is from RefSeq and is a predicted model, not a curated record.
CAAUUCUCGAAGUCGGUGUGACGUCACGAUCACGUGACACACCUUGACAACAGGCCCGCCAUAUUUGACUUGGGGAAAGAGAGAGCGUACAUGUUAGGGGAAUUAGGAGAAGCACGCAGCACUACUAGGUUUUGGUACAUCAUGUGAACCUUUGUGUGACUGAUAAGUUUGGGAAUGAGUUUGUUUUCGGCUUCAUGUUGAAAACUAGCCAGUGAGCUAACAAUGAAGGCCUAAUCCGACAUUCGUGGGAUUUAAACCUCUCUGCACUGGUCCAUGAAAAGAGGACGAAUGAGCUCAGGUGUGUCAGCUGUCUUGAGUUGAGAACAUUGUGAUGGAUUCACCUGGGCAAUCUGGUCCAGCUGCAAAGAAGAAAAAAGGCCAUUGAGAGAGAACAAAGCAGGCUUCGGAUGCAGGUGAUGAGAGCCCGAAAAAAGCAGAGCAGCCAGAGCAACCUAGAUUGACUCGAGCUGCUAAAGAGGAGCAAAGAGAGAAGUGGAGGCAGGCGAAGGCAAAGUGGUGGGUGAGCUUACACCCCCAGAAGUAACGCCGUCAGAGGGAGAAGAGAGCCCAGCGGGAAAGAGAAAAGCGAGCGAACAAAAGAGCUGUUAUGAGUUCAUCAGAAGACAGACAGCGCUCCUCCAGGAAGUCUCGGGCUCCUGAUCCCUCACAGCUGUGUGAGGACAUGAAAUCAGAGACAUGCAAAGCGUCAGAAGUCUAUGUGAAGAAAGAGGAGACACUGGAGCUGAACAUCUUCAACCAUGGAGACGACCUUAACAACCCACCUGAAGAUCUCUCCAUUAAAGUGGAAGAUCCUGACAAGAAAGACUACCUCUACUGUGAAGUUUGCAAAUCCUUCUUCUUCAGCAAAUGUGAGGUUCAUGGACCGCCCCUCUUCAUCCCAGAUACUCCUGUUCCCAUGGGAGUCCCUGACCGAGCCAGACAAACUCUUCCUCCUGGGUUAGAAAUCCAGAAGUCCAAUAUUCCUGAUGCAGGCCUGGGAGUGUUUAAUAAGGGGGAGACUGUUCCAAUAGGUGCACACUUCGGACCCUAUCAGGGAGAGCUGAUAUGCAGGAGCAUGCAGUGUGAAGAAUACAUAGAUGCCAAAAGAGAGAUGCAUGUGAAUUGGAUGAGGUAUGUGAAUUGUACCCGUAACGAUGAAGAACAGAAUCUUGUGGCAUUUCAGUAUCAAGGGGGAAUUCUGUAUCGUUGCUGUCGACCCAUUAACCCAGGACAGGAGCUCUUGGUGUGUUAUGAAGAGGAGUACACCAAAGAACUUAGUCCUGUACCUACAGGAACAGCCAGACAGCAAGAAGUAAAGGACACUCUGCUGCAGGUGUUUUCCUGCUCCACAUGUCCUCGUUCCUAUGCAUCUCAAAUUGACCUCGACAAACACAUCCAGAGAUGCCAUUAUGAAGAAUAUGUGAGACUUCGGGAAUCAAGAGAGAUUAAAUAUGAACUUCAAAUCCCCUCCAAAUGCUCCAGUAGUGAGCCCACAUCAACUGAUACUCUCAGUUCUGACACAUCUUAUAAUGAUAUACAGAAGGGAAUUCACCACUGGUCAGACAGUGGAAAAAGUUUUGGUCAUCAGAAUGCACUCAAGACAAACCAGUGCCUUCACACAGGAGGAAAUCCACAUUACUGCUCUCAGUGUGGAAAGAGUUUUACUCGUCGGAGUGAUCUCCAAAAACACCAGUGUAUUCACACAGGAGAGAAGCCGUAUCACUGCUCACAGUGUGGAAAAAAUUUUACUCAUCAGAGUAAUCUCCGAAGACACCAGCGCGUUCACACAGGAGAGAAGCCGUAUCAUUGCUCACAGUGUGGAAAGAGUUUUCCUCGUCAGAGUCAUCUUCAGGAACACCAGCGCGUUCACACAGGAGAGAAGCCAUAUCACUGCUCACAGUGUGGAAAGAGUUUUGCUCAGCAGAGUCAUCUUCAGGAACACCAGCGCAUUCACACAGGAGAGAAGCCGUAUCACUGCUCACAGUGUGGAAAGAGUUUUACUCAGCAGAGUCAUCUCCAAACACACCAGCGCAUUCACACAGGAGAGAAGCCGUAUCACUGCUCACAGUGUGGAAAGAAGUUUACUUAUUCUGUUACAUUUAAGACCCACCAGUGCAUCAAGUUAGAGACAUUGCAUGAUUUAAAGUUGUCAAAUUAAAUAUGGUUAUUAGUUAUUAACCUGAAAAUGACCUGUACUUUGAACUUUGUUAUAUGACCAUUUUUUAAAAUAUGUAACCUUAAAGAUGUUUAAAAUAAGAAUGUUUGUUUGUUUGUUUGUUUGUUUGUUUGUUUUUUUGUUUUUCUUUUGAUCUUAAGUAGUCAUUAAUUACCACCAUACAAGUAAUGAUUUAACUGCGACACUGUUUUUAUUGUAGUACUGCAGUACGAGACUAAUUGUUAAUGGAAUUAUUACUAAUCAGGAAUUUAAUGUACUACGUUUAACAGGAAUGUGGAUCAAACCAAUUGAGUAUGUAGCAUUUAAAGGAAGCUAUAUUUAUCAGCCUUGCCUAACUGGUCGAGGAGAAGGCGUCAGUUAUUUAUAAUGAUCUCAGCAAUAUACAAAAACCUGAACAAAAA